AUGACGUCAUUGCCAGAUGAUGUUGACGACCAAGUAAAUGAAAGUAUGAAGCUGAGAGCGCAAUGGAUGACGGUAACAUGUGAUGGUCAGCGGUUUUUACAAAACGAUGGUGGUAGCCAAUGUUUAGGAAAUUACGUGAAACAAUCUCUAGCGACAUGUCCAGAUACACGACAGAUUUACAAAACGAGGGAAGAUAAAGUCAUCAAAGUUACUCGACCUGACGGCACUCAAGUCGUAGAGCAUUUGGACGGCACUCGUAUUACCACGUUUUACGAUAUAACACGAGUGGAGUUGCAACCUCCGAAUGCAAAAACUGGCGAAGAGGCUGAAGACAGAAUAUGGUUCAUGUCGAACGUUGUUUGGUAA
Molecule: messenger RNA, 366 nt
Organism: Xenia sp. Carnegie-2017
Lineage: Eukaryota; Metazoa; Cnidaria; Anthozoa; Malacalcyonacea; Xeniidae
Product: sperm-associated antigen 17-like
Exons: 3
Coding region: 1-366 (121 amino acids)
Biological process (GO): epithelial cilium movement involved in extracellular fluid movement; axonemal central apparatus assembly
Cellular component (GO): axonemal central apparatus
Source: RefSeq, a predicted model, not a curated record